This is a messenger RNA of Sinocyclocheilus rhinocerous, 2168 nucleotides long. Its product is annotated as nuclear receptor ROR-beta-like. The coding region runs from base 224 to 1624 and encodes 466 amino acids. The transcript is spliced from 10 exons. NCBI's taxonomy places the organism in Eukaryota, Metazoa, Chordata, Actinopteri, Cypriniformes, Cyprinidae. Gene Ontology annotation, molecular function: nuclear receptor activity; RNA polymerase II cis-regulatory region sequence-specific DNA binding; zinc ion binding. Gene Ontology annotation, biological process: regulation of transcription by RNA polymerase II. Gene Ontology annotation, cellular component: nucleus. The record is from RefSeq and is a predicted model, not a curated record.
CGGUGGGUAUAUGCGCUCGCAGAUGUCAUGUGAAACCCCGCGUGCUGGCCUUACCGCACAACUGAAGAGUCCGAGCACCGCUUCACGCACCUCUGGAAUGGUUUUGCACAGUAGUCUCCCGCUUUGACGAGACCAAACUUCAACACCGAGGAUUUUGUUUUUUUACUCUGGUUUAUGUUUGUUACUUCAUGACUGAAGCGUUCGGGAGCGAGUCGCCACCACUAUGCGAGCCCAAAUUGAAGUCAUACCAUGCAAAAUCUGUGGAGACAAGUCAUCAGGCAUCCACUAUGGAGUCAUCACAUGUGAAGGCUGUAAGGGUUUCUUCAGGCGCAGUCAACAGAACAAUGCGUCCUACUCUUGUCCCCGCCAGCGCAACUGCCUGAUCGACCGAACAAACCGCAACCGCUGCCAGCACUGUCGGCUCCAAAAGUGCAUGGCUCUGGGCAUGUCCCGGGAUGCUGUUAAGUUUGGCCGCAUGUCCAAGAAGCAGAGGGACUCUUUGUACGCAGAGGUUCAGAAACACCAGCAGAGGCUGCAGGAGCAGCGGCAGCAACAGACGGGCGAAGCGGAGGCCCUCGCCCGUGUUUACUCCUCCAGCCUCACCAACGGCCUCAGCACCCUCAACCACGAGAUUGGGGGGACGUACGCCAACGGUCACGUCAUAGACAUGCCCAAGGGUCAGCCGAACGGCGCUCCCGGUGGCUACUACGGCAUGGAUUCCACGCAGGCCAGCCCGGAUCAGUCAGGACUGGACAUGACUGGAAUGAAGCAGAUCAAACAGGAACCCAUUUACGAUCUCACCCCUGUUUCCAACCUUUUCACCUACGGCUCCUAUCAAGACAGCCAACUAGCACCUGGAGUGUCUAUGGGGGAAUUAGACCGAAUUGCACAGAACAUCAUAAAGUCCCACCUGGAGACGUGUCAGUACACAGCGGAGGAGCUUCAGCAGCUAGCCUGGCAGACGCACUCCUAUGAAGAGGUCAAGAUGUACCAAAGCAAGACACGGGACGUGUUGUGGCAGCAGUGUGCUUUACAGAUAACUCAUGCCAUUCAGUAUGUGGUAGAGUUUGCAAAGCGCAUCACUGGCUUCAUGGAGCUUUGCCAGAAUGACCAGAUAUUACUACUCAAAUCAGGUUGUCUGGAAGUAGUGCUGGUCAGAAUGUGCCGGGCAUUCAACCCUCUCAACAACACGGUUCUGUUUGAGGGGAAAUAUGGAGGCAUGCAGAUAUUUAAAGCUCUAGGCUGUGACGACCUGGUCAGUGCAGUGUUUGACUUUGCCAAGAGUCUGUGUUCACUGCAGUUAACGGAAGAGGAGAUCGCCCUGUUUUCUGCUGCAGUGCUCAUUUCUACAGACCGGCCGUGGUUAAUGGAGCCCAGGAAAGUGCAGAAGCUACAAGAGAAAAUCUACUUUGCCCUGCAGCACAUCAUGCAAAAGAACCAUCUGGACGAGGACGCGCUGGCCAAGCUGAUUAGCCGGAUCCCCACGCUGUCGGCUCUGUGCACUCUCCACACAGAGGAGCUUCAGGCCUUCCAGCAGCUCCACCCAGAGACAGUUAACAUGCUGUUUCCCCCCCUCUAUAAGGAGCUUUUCAAUCCCGAUGCCGCUGGCAUCAUGCCCAAAUGACCGCACACGUUCACACGCACACUUCGCAUACUCGUUCAUUCAAUAACCGGAGGUGUUGCAGAGGAUGAGCACUGUGUCGCACGCAGCAUCCGCAGAUUUUGCCACCACAACAAAAAAGAAACUCUAGGAAUGUCCUGCACUUCAUAAAUCCAAUUCAAUUUCACCGGUACAGUCAUAAGAAUGUAUAUAUGCGCCAGCAGCAAAAGGCGCCUUCCGUUUGACCAGAAAUGUACAGACUUUAGGACAAUUUAAGCUGUCUUUAAAUUGGGUAAGUUAAUUUGUUGUUUUGACUUUUCUCGCUCUCUCUCUUUUUUUCUCUUUACAAAAUAUUGUUAUAUUGAAAUGAGAAGGUGGGGAGUGCAUUCAAAAUGAUAAUGUAGUCUUUCUCUAGUACAAAGCGGUAUUCCAGUAUUAAAUCUUGUUCUGUUAAUAUUUUAGUCAUAAUUUAAAAACAACAGUGGUCUGAAAGGCCCGUACCUUGUCUAUGUAAUUUUUCGUUUUGUUUUGUAGUUUUACCUGUACAGAAUAUGUGAAGUUGAAACUG